AUGAAGAACGCCUACUGCGAGGACGGAGGAGUACAACUUGAAGGCUCCCAAAUCGUGGAAACUUCGUCAUGCGUAUACCUCAGACGUUCUAUGAACAUGAAAAACGACUUGAAGGAAGAACUGAAUAGAAGAAUGAGAGCAGCAUGGGCAGCACUCGCAGCGGUCAGGGAAGCUACAGACCAACUGACGGACCAAGAUCUUCGUGCCCAUCUCUUCGACUCGACAGUCCUUCCAGCGCUCUGUUACGCAGCAGAGACCGACUUCGAGCAUCCUCCAGCAGUGAACAGUGCACGUAAACGAUUCGGUGACAGCUUCGAUAAGCUGGGUUCCGAGUCGAAACUCUCCGCAUCGCAUGCAAAACCAUUGGCUAGAGCUGAACCGAUUGUCACCCCCAUCUACCACUCGACUACGUAUCGUUUCGAUACAGUGUCACAGUAUAAUGAGAGCAAUCAUGGCUUAAAUUAUGUGUACCAGCGUUGCGGGAACCCCACUGUGGAAAAUGUCGAAGUGAUUCUUCGCGAACUAGAACAUGGUGCUGCCACAUUACUGUACAAUUCCGGACUUGCAGCUUUCUCUGCUGUCAUGCUCGAAUUUCUCAAUGCUGGAGAUCAUUUGAUAUGUAUGAAACCGAUGUACAGUGGAUCGUUCUCGUUCAUCACCGAGACACUUGUCCGAUUCAACGUCACCGCCGAUUUCGUUGACGUCGAUAAAGAGGAAGACUUUGUCGGAGCUGCAAAAGCGGCCUUGAAGAAGAAUACAAAGAUGAUCUUCGUUGAAGUGAUCGCAAAUCCAUCAAUGGCAAUGCCUGACCUUGUUGAGGUUAUCAAUAUGGCAAAGAAAAACAACGUGAUGUGUUUUGUGGAUGCUACGUUCGCCUCACCGAUUUGUGUUCAGCCAAUCGUUCAUGGAGCAGACUUCUGCAUGCACAGCUGUUCCAAAUACAUUUCCGGCCAUACCGAUGUGAUCGCCGGUUGCGUGACUACGAAAUGCAUGAAGCACUGGGAACGUCUCAAGUUGCAGCAGUUCACCACUGGGAGUGCGUUGUCACCAUUUGACGCUGCCUUGGUAGCUCGUGGUCUAAAGACCUUGCCAUUGCGAGUUGAUAAGAUCUGUUCGAACGCUCAAGCCGUUGCGCAAUUCCUCGCCAAGCAUCCGAAGGUACAUCGAGUGAGUUACCCAGGCCUUUCCACACAUCCAACACACGAAGCCGCCAAGAAGUACAUGAAAAACUGGAGCGGAAUGAUUGGCUUUGACGUCGGCACUGCUGUAGCAGCCAUUAAAGUCGUAGAGUCGGUCCGUUUGAUAGUGCAUGCUGUAUCGCUUGGUGGAACCGAGUCGUUGAUGGAGCAUCCGUUAUCGAUGUCACAUGGAAGCGAGCUUCUCCGUGAUGUGGAAGAGCCAAUGGUUCCUCCAGGAUUGCUGAGAUUAAGUAUUGGAGUCGAAGAUGCGGCCGAUCUUAUCGACGAUCUGGACAGGGCUUUGUCAUUUAUAUAA
Molecule: messenger RNA, 1494 nt
Organism: Necator americanus (New World hookworm)
Lineage: Eukaryota; Metazoa; Nematoda; Chromadorea; Rhabditida; Ancylostomatidae
Exons: 11
Coding region: 1-1494 (497 amino acids)
Biological process (GO): transsulfuration
Cellular component (GO): cytoplasm
Molecular function (GO): carbon-sulfur lyase activity; pyridoxal phosphate binding
Source: RefSeq, a predicted model, not a curated record